Messenger RNA from Rodentolepis nana, 390 nucleotides. The record is from the annotation of a GenBank genome assembly. NCBI's taxonomy places the organism in Eukaryota, Metazoa, Platyhelminthes, Cestoda, Cyclophyllidea, Hymenolepididae.
AUGUUUAGGAAUGUUCUUAAGUUUGGAUUUCAGUUUACUGAUAAAUCUUUUCGCAAUUUUUCAUCAAAAGCAGCGUCUGAAGUAGAACCAUUGAAGAGCUUAACUGAUGCUGUUAAAAACGGCGAUUAUAUGGCAGUUGAAAAGAUUAUUGUUGAACAAGACCCAUAUGAUGUUCGUAGGGUUUUAAUGCCGUCCUUUACAUCGAAAGAAGAACCUAACUUGAUUGCAUCAACUUCAAAUACACGCCUGAUUGGUUGCUUAUGUGAACCCGAGGCUGAUGUUAUAAAUUGGAUGGAAUUGUCAAAGGGCAAACCAGCAAAGUGCUAUUGCGGACACUGGUUUAAAUUGAUCGACUUUGAAGAAUAUCUUUCCUCCUCUAGCAGCUCUUAA